AAUACGCGCCUAUAUAACUACGGCGUUCCGCUGAUUGGACGAAGUAAGUUACGUUUUCCUGCAGUUAGGGAACAAGAGUACGCGGCCCGAGCCCGACGGGCGGCAUUGCGAGAAAUAUGAGGAUUCGCCCGGGAUGCGCGGCUGCACUAGCGGUGCUACUGCAUGCCGUUGUUGUGGCGAGCAAAGCGUUGGAUCAGAGUCCGUUGCAGCAGCAGUCUCAGCAACGAUCUCAGCAGCAAAUUCCAUAUGGAACGGAGGCUCAGAAGAGAUGGGGUGGUGACCUGGGUGGCGGCCACGGCGGCGACGUAGGUGGCUAUGGCGGCGAUAUCGGCGGUUUUGGUCACUCUGGCGGCGACUCUGGGGGAGGCUACGGUCACUCCGGGGGUGGCGACAUUGGCGGCGGUUUGGGUCACUCUGGAGGUGGCGAUAUCGGCGGCGGUUUUGGUCACUCUGGAGGUGGCGACAUUGGCGGCGGUUUGGGUCACUUUGGAGGCGGCGACAUUGGCGGAGGAUUGGGUCACUCUGGAGGUGGCGAUAUCGGAGGUGGUUAUGGCCAUUCCGGUGGUGGCGACAUUGGCGGAGGAUUGGGCCACUCUGGGGGUGGAGAUAUCGGUGGUGGCUUGGGACACUUGGCUGGUGGCGACCUUGGCGGUGGUGGCGGCGACGACCAUCACGACGAUCAUCAUCACGAUCACGGCUACUGGAAGAAGAAGCUGAUCUGGAAGCCAGGCUGGAAGAAGAUCUGGAAGCCCGCGAAGAAGCAAAUUUGGAAGCCUGCGUGGAAGAAGAUCUGGAAACCCAUCUGGGUACCGACGCAGAAGGCGGUCUGGAAGGAGAUUCAGGUACCGGCUUGGAAAAAGAUCUGGAAACCGGUGUGGAAGGAGAUACAAGUGCCAGCUUGGAAGGAGAUCCAGGUGCCGGCUUGGAAGAAGAUCUGGAAGCCGGUCUGGAAGCCUAUCAAAGUACCAGCGUGGAAGGACAUACAAGUGCCAGCUUGGAAGAAGAUCUGGAAACCCGUAUGGAAGGAGAUCCAGGUGCCGGCUUGGAAGGAGAUCCAAGUACCUGCCUGGAAGAAGCUGUGGAUCCCCGAAUGGGUGAAAGUGGGAAUACCAGGCGAGCACUAUCACGGCAAGGAUCAACAUGGAUGGGAGUACACCAGCCACGAUCUCUGGAAGAAGAAACUGAUAUGGAAACCGGUAUGGAAAAAGUACUGGAAACCCGCCAAGAAGCAGAUCUGGGUACCUGACAAGAAGCUGGAGUGGGUCGAAGCGUGGAAGCAGAUUUGGAAGCCGUCCAAGAAGCAGAUCUGGGUGGACGACAAGAAGCUUAUAUGGAAGGAGGAGUGGAAGCAGAUAUGGAAGCCUGCCAAGAAACAGAUCUGGGUGCCUGACAAGAAGCUGGAGUGGAAGGAGGCUUGGAAGCAGAUCUGGAAACCGGACAAGAAGCUCGAAUGGAUCCCGGACAAGAAGCUGGCGUGGAAGGAGGCUUGGAAGCAGAUUUGGGUGCCCGCUUGGAAGGAGAUCUGGGUGCCGGCGUGGAAGAAGAUCUGGAAGCCUGUUUGGAUAUCGGAGUGGUUCCCGUCCGAGGACCAUCAUCACCCUCACGGAUGGGAGGAUCGCAAGGAUACUCAAGCGAAGGGGUCGCAGCUGGUGCAGUCUGUUCCAGAGGCUGCCUCGAAGCUGAGCGGUCAAGGUCAGCAGCAGCAGCAACGUCAGGUCGACGACAACAAGGUCAGGUGGGACAGGUCGUCCAAGACGGAACUCCAGACGAUCAACCAGGACCUGGUGCCACCGCCGGUCACGCAAAAUCAAAGCGUCGCUACGGCCAACUUCGCGUUCCCCAAUCAGUGAUCGUCGUUUGGAUGCUUGUACAAAAAUCUUGCUAAGAGUACUGUAACAUAAGCCGCUGUAUAUAUUGUCUUAGGUGUACGUUAAGUUUUAGAGAGUUAAGCUUCCCCAAGGAUUAAUCGACUGACUUACACACUUCAGACCCUUUUCCUCUACUUUCUUCAACGUGGUGCCGACGCUAACGCGUUCCAUCCUUUAUGUAUAUUUUCUUUUAUACGAUGUUGUUGUUACCCUUUCUUUGUUAACCA
Molecule: messenger RNA, 2095 nt
Organism: Hylaeus anthracinus
Lineage: Eukaryota; Metazoa; Arthropoda; Insecta; Hymenoptera; Colletidae
Exons: 3
Coding region: 117-1850 (577 amino acids)
Source: RefSeq, a predicted model, not a curated record